AGGCUUGCGCAGUUCCUAACCUGACAGUGGUUCUGGUUUGCUAUCAGCCUCAUAGAACAAAAUCGAGGGAUUGUUCACUGAAAAGGUGAAGUCGUUUCCUUUUUCUCUUACUUCUCUCACACUCGUGUAUGUACAAAAGCUUCUGAAGUGUAUAUGAAGUGUCUGUAAAAUACCAAGUGCUUUUGAUUCAAUGGAAAUGUAAACCAGUUAAUUUCCAUUCCUUUCACUGUAAGAUAUGCUGAAAGUUCCAGAAUGACUUCUAGAUGUAGUUCUUUGGAGUGGAAGGAGUAACUUCACUUUUAUGGGUGGAUUCUGGCCAUUUUACAAACAGCUGCUAGUAGAUACAUGAGGAAAUACAUAUUCUUCUGAAGAAAGUGAUGGAUAAAGCAUCAUCAUUGGCUGAAGUACAGCAGUGAAGAGUUGCCACAAAGGCAAGAAAAAGCCAUGGAAUGCUGAUGUACAAGAAUAUAAACCAGGCCUAGUGUGAUCUAGAGGUCUGUGUUGGAAAGGGUUAGAUGAACCAAAACCAGGGAGCGUGUCACUUUGCUUUCCAGAAGUUGUUAAAACCAGUGGUGGUCCCAAGGAUGGAGCAUUACUAGCACACCACUUAACUGAGCAGGAAAUCCUGAUGAAAAACAGAUCCGGUGCCCUUUAAACUCGUAAAUAUUUAUUUAAAGUCUUGUAGCAUACAAUACGUAAAACCCAAGCUUUAGAAUCAGUGAUGCUUCCCAGGAAUUGUCACUCUAGUGUGGCAGGUAGUUAAGUACAUAGUAUUUAUUUUCCCAUUGUUAUCAAUGUUUAAUAAAGUCACCAAACUUGCAAAUGUUCCCAAAGUCCGCUCAAGACCCUACUUUCGCUACAGACUACACAAGGCAGAGAGCACACGCUGUGGCUGUAACACCGAGCAGUACCUGGCGCUGCCUGCCCGCUACCUUUGGCCACUCUCAGGGCCGCUCUUCAGAGCUGCGCCCGUUCCGUGGGCAGAGCGGCGGCAGCCCCGGGGAACCGGCAAACCCCGCCGUCACGGGGCACGGGGGAUCGCCGCGCUCCCAGGCCGCCCCCGCCCCACAGACCGCCUGCAGCGCGCCCGCGGAGCGGCGGAGCUCGCGGGGUCCACCCACCCCAACUCCGCCCGCAGAGCGCGCCCGCUGCCCACCGUGGAUCUCGCGAGAGUUCGCUCCCCUUCCGUGCGCCUCAGCGAAGCCUCGCGAGAGUUCGACUCCACUUCCGCCCUCGCGGCGCCUUUCCGCGCUCUCGCGAGCGACGCGCCCUCUCUCUUCCCUCGCGCACGCCGGCAAGAUGCCUUCCAGGCUAAGGAAGACCCGGAAGCUGAGGGGACACGUUAGCCACGGCCACGGCCGCGUUGGGAAACAUAGGAAACAUCCUGGAGGACGUGGUAAUGCUGGUGGUAUGCACCACCACAGGAUUAACUUUGAUAAAUAUCACCCUGGUUACUUUGGAAAAGUAGGCAUGAGGCACUAUCACUUGAAGAGAAACCAAAAGUUCUGUCCUACUGUCAAUUUGGAUAAACUAUGGACGCUGGUCAGUGAACAGACAAGGCUCAAUUAUGCCAAAAAUGAGGCUGGACUGGCCCCAGUCAUUGAUGUUGUGCGUUCGGGCUACUACAAAGUCCUGGGCAAAGGGAAGCUGCCCAAGCAGCCUGUGAUUGUGAAAGCUAAGUUCUUCAGCAGAAGAGCAGAGGAGAAGAUCAAAGAAGUUGGUGGUGCCUGUGUGCUUGUUGCAUAAAAGUCUUUGUUUUAUUCAAAUUUUUUGAAUAAAGACAAUGUGUAAAAUGCACUGA
Strigops habroptila (Kakapo) is the source of this 1801-nucleotide messenger RNA. It is a transcript of the gene RPL27A, whose product is annotated as ribosomal protein L27a. Gene Ontology annotation, biological process: translation. The record is from RefSeq and is a predicted model, not a curated record. The transcript is spliced from 5 exons. Lineage: Eukaryota; Metazoa; Chordata; Aves; Psittaciformes; Psittacidae. Gene Ontology annotation, molecular function: structural constituent of ribosome. The coding region runs from base 823 to 1746 and encodes 307 amino acids. Gene Ontology annotation, cellular component: ribosome; cytosolic large ribosomal subunit.